This is a messenger RNA of Melampsora larici-populina 98AG31, 1794 nucleotides long. RefSeq lists its product as uncharacterized. The transcript is spliced from 5 exons. The coding region runs from base 1 to 1794 and encodes 597 amino acids. The record is from RefSeq and is a predicted model, not a curated record. Lineage: Eukaryota; Fungi; Basidiomycota; Pucciniomycetes; Pucciniales; Melampsoraceae.
AUGAUUUUAUCAACUCAUCUGUGCGCUCUAGAUCGAGAAUCACACUCGAAUCAAUCUUUCAGAUACUUUAAAGACUACACAUGGAUCAAAUCUUCUCACGCUCGAUCAAGGAUCAGUAACUCUCAUUACUUUAUUAAACCACUAUCCAACAAUAAAGCUCUAGGAAUUCGAUUCAGAUUGAUCAGCAAUCAUAAUCUCCAUAACUUAUCAAAGCUAAGACAACUUCAACCUAUCAAUCGAGACCGAUCAAUUCCUCUAAAGGUCAAUAACACAAAGUACCAUUUAAACUCAAUGGCUCCUAUCACUCCUUCCUCCAACAAAGGAUCGAACAAGAAAGCUAGAUCCAGUGCUAACAAGAAGGCUAAUGAGCUUAACACGCCCUUACUCGAGCGUCGACUUUCAAAAGGGGUUCUUAACCCCAAAUCCAUCUUAUCUAAAGGUUCUUCAGCCCUCGAAUCAAACAAUCAGCCUUCUAUGUUUAACAAUGAUGAAGAUGAAGAGAUGGAUACCUCACCGGACGAUCCUAACACUCAAUCAGUUCCUACUAACUUCACCGAUCCACCUCUUGACUUGAAUCAAGAAGAACUAACUUUACCUGAUAAAAUCAACUCUAAGAAACGGACUUUAUCUGAAUCAACCAAAUCAAAAUCAACUACUGUCAACUCAGAAGAUGAAGAUGAAGAACAAAAGACUGACGAUGACGAAGUCGAUGAAGAGAAUUCAAAGAAAGUUGAACUUGAGCCUGAAAUUAUUGAUAAGGCUACUGGAACUGCGAUUAUUGGAGGACAUGUUAUGAUCCCUGCUACUUCUGAUAUGCCUUUAUCAGCUUAUCCACGUGCCGGUGAAUUAGAUCUUUUCACGAUCAAUCCUCUCCUCCAACUUCGAAAGCCUGGUCUUGCUCCCACAGCCAACCUACCCUUUGAACUCCAGCUUUGGUGGAACCUAUACUCCGAUACUUACGUUUCUGAAUCAGACAUUUCCUUAUGGGCGAUGGUGAAGGUUUUAAACGAAGGGCGUACUAUCAAUCACGCUGAAAUAAUCAAGUCAUCAUUAUCUCAUGUCUUAACUUACUUAGAACUAAUCACAGGACCAGGCAAAUCUCAAUUUUAUCUCUUUCGCUUCAAGACUGCUCUUACUAAAGACAACUUUCGCAAGAAUACCCGCCUUGAUCGUGGUAUCUUUAUUUCCAUCAAUGGACCAAUCAAGAAUAGCUUCAUCAUUUUCAACUUAGACCCUGUUUCAAAAUUAACUCCAAUCAUGAACAGCUUACUUGUCUCAGUCUCAGGCCUCCCUUUUCAUCUUCGUCAUAAGAACAUCUGUGAAGAAGUAUUUAAUGGUUUAGCAGCUCACAAAUCAAACGACUGUCUCGAAAUCGCCUCUAUUCGUGAACCAAACACUUCACCUACUUUCACUCACUACAACAAACGAGUCUUUGAAAUUCAAUUCGAAAGAAAAGCUGCUGCUCAUUGGUUUAAUGCUCUAUCUCAAGAAAAAGGAAAUUUAUUGAUUACUCCUUGGAACAAGAAAGGUGAUGAAUUUAAGAAUCGUACUAAAGUAACUAACUGGAAGUUUAUCCCUGCAUGCCACAUAUGUGGAACCUCCUCCUACGAUGGUUCCCAUCGAACUAAGUGUCCUUAUGUCACCAUUAGAGAUGAUCUCCAACGAAUUAUUGAAAGCUCUUACACCAAUCGAUCUCCAACUGAUCUUACCAACGAAUCUGACAACUUUGCUGCAGGCGCUUCAUCCUCUCAACCUAAGAUGGCUAAAGUAGGUAAAUUUACUCGACAUGAAUGA